AUACCUGUAUGUACAUAUGUUUAUAGAUAUAUCUGUGCACACAUAUGUACCCACAUAUUCAUGCACAUAUAUGCCUAUAUACGUAUCUGUGUAACUACACACAUAUUUUUUGGUUGUUGUUGGUAGAUUAAUUCCUAAAGCAGUUUAUGAUAUAGAUAACUUGGAUUUGGGAGAAGAGUGAAAGGUCAAGGAUCAGGACUUGAAUCAGGAAGACCAGUUAGCAGGUUUUUGCAAGAAUAAAUUGAUAAGGGCCUAGGUCAGAACAGUGGCAUUGGAGAUACAAGGAUGCAUUUGGAUUAUAUCAAGGAGAUAAUCUGUCGAACCUGUUGACUAGAUUUAGAAGGAUAGGAAGAAAUUGAGGAAGUUAUCCUGGCUUGAGUGAGGUCAUUUACUAACAUGAACAGAUAUUGCUUUCCUGUCUCUCUCGUAGUUAUGACUUAUUCUUGCCUUUGCUUCUCCUCUUUGUCUGCUACUUAAACCUACCUGUUCUUUACAUCUUGCUUGUUUUUUUCUCAUUCUAUGACUCUCAUGACUUUUAUUUCCUGUGAACAAAUUUCCUGUAUGCUGUAUCUUAAAUCUACAUUUUUAGUCCUAACUUAACUGAGCUCCAGAACCAUCUAUUCAGCUGCACUCUAGGCAUGAGUAUCCUAUAGCAGUGAUUGUAAAAGUUGAUUUGAGGAACCCCUGGGAGGCUCCUUGAAAACUUUUCAGGGGGUCUACAAGGCCAAAACUAUUUUCAUAACAAUAGUAAGACUUGAUCUGCUGUUUCCACUAUAUAUAUGAGUAUAUAGUAGAGUUUUCCAGAGGCUACCUAACGUGGGUUAUCACAACAGAUUGGACGCAGAAGCAGAUGUAAAAAUCCUACUGCUUUCUGAUAAGCCAGAGAUUAAAGAUAUUUGCAAAGAUGUGAAACAAUGCCAUGCUUCUGAGUAAAUUUUUUUUGUGUUUUGGAAAUUACAGUUUUUUAAAUAUAUAUAUAAUUUAUGUUAACAUGUAACAGUUUAUUAUUUUUAAAUGAAUUAAUAAAGUUUUUUCAGUUUAAAUUUCUAGUAUGGUAAAUAUUUAUAGAUAUAAACAAAAGCUGUUUGGGGUUCUCAGUAAUUUUUUAAGCGUGUAAAAGGGGUCUUGAAACCAAAAAAUUUUGAGAAUUGCUAUCUUAUAGUAACAUCAACCUUAACAUAGCCCAAACUCAACUCCUUAUCUUUCACAUACUUUUCAAAUUUGAUUUUUGUCUUCUAUUUCCUGUCUUAGUAAAUGGUACCUAAAUGGGUCUACCCAGAAGUCUUUAGGUCAUCCUUUAUUCUUCUUCCUUUUCUUACUCAGUUGAUAAUAGUAAUCACUAACAUUUAUUGAAUACUACCCAUGUGUCAGGUAUUGUUCUUAUUUCGUUACAUCCAUUUUCUUCUUAAAGCCUCACAACAAUGGUGUAGGUAUUAAUACUUAUCCCUAUUUUACAGAUAAGGAAAUGAGGCACAGAGUAGUUAAGUACUGUGCCCAUGGUCAUACAGCUCUAGUAAGUUGCAGAACAAAGAUUGGAAUCUAGUCUUUGAACCUGCACUUUUUUGUUCUGGAACAGUUUAAGAUUGAUAUGUUUCUUAAGGUUGGUAAUAUUCCCUGUAAAGUCAUGUGGGCCUAGUUCUUUUUAGAGGGGUAAAUCUUUGAGCACCUUUUCAGUUUCUUCUAUUGUUAUUUUACUAUAGGACACUCUACCAUGAGCUUAUUUUGGUAAAUUAUAUUUUAUAGACCAGGGGCCAGAAAACUACAGCCGGCAGGCCAAAUCUGUCCCACUCUGUUUUCAUAUGUAAAGUUUUAUUAGAACACAACCAUACACAUUCUUUUAUGUGUUGUCUCUGGCUACUUUUGUGCUACAAUGGCAGAACUGAGUAGUUGCGACAGACUGUACAGCCCACAAAGCUUAAGAUGUUUACUAUCUGGUCCUUACAGAAAAAAUUUACUGACCCUUUUAUAGAACGCUGUUAACUUUAGCUGGGUUUUCUGUUUUAUUGGUAUAGAUUGUACAUGGGUAUUUUUUUUGUUUUUUUGUCUUUCUGAAAUCGUCUCUAAAUCUGAAGCUAUAUCUUCAUUUUUUAUUCCUGAUUGUUUGGGACUACGAAAAUCUUGUCUGAUUUACGGGUAACAUUGUGUUGGUGGUCGAUCUUUUCGCGUGCUCUGCAGCAAUUUAAAUAGCGUGAAACUUAGAGAUAUCUGUUUCUGAAAAGUAUGGUAGUUUGAAAAAGAAUAUAAAACAGUAUGGUAAUAUCAGUCAGUGCAACCAUCUGGUCCUGCUGGGUGCUCUGAUAAAUUUCUCUGUUUCUUCUGUGCCAAGUAAUUAAUUAAUUAAUCUAUUUAGAUUUCCUGCCUCUUCUGGGGUCAAUGUCAAGUCAUUUCUUCCUUCAGCAUUUUAAAUUAUUUAUAGAGAUGAGCCUCAAGGAAUAUCUUACUAUUAGAAAAUCAACUCUUAUUUUUCCAUGUUUAUUUUUUUGAAAUUAGGCUAGCUAAUAGUUUUUUUAUUUUAUAGAACCAUGCCUUAGAUUUAUUGGUUCACUUUUAAAGUCAUUGUUUCUACUUUUAUGUUUAGUAAUUCCUUCCUUCUGCUUCUUUUAGUUUUUUAACUUCCUGAGUUGAAUGCUUUAUAUCCAUUCUUAUUUGUUGUAAAUAAUUAAGGCUAUGAAUUUUUCUUUGAAUACUGUACCUUAAAAUUUAUUGUAUGUAGUGUUGUCACUAUUAUUGAUAACUGCAGUUUUAGUAUUUAUUUCCUCUUCAACUCAAGAUUCAUUUGAGGUUUUAUUUGCUACUUUGUUGUUUAAUUAUAUUGCGUUGUAAUCCAGAAAUAUCAUCUGUAUUCUACUUUUUGUAGUUUAUUGAUGUUUUCUUUAGUUCUCUAUGUAUGUGUGUAUGUAUUUAACUUUGAUGACUGUCUUAUGGGUAUUUGUCAAAAAGGUGUUACACUGUUUUCAGAGCAUAUGGUUUUGCUUUUUUCUCAGUUUUUCUCUUAUUGUCUCAAUUUGGUUUACAUAUUUUAUUGCUGUGAGAUUUAGUAUAUAAAGGUUCUUCGCUGGUCAUAUCUUUCUAGUUGGUUGUUUUAUCAAUAUGAAAUAUCUUUUAUCCUUUUUAAUGCUUUUCUCCUUACAAUUUUUUUGGCUAAUAUUUAAUAUUGCUUUUAUUUUAUUUUUGUUGGCAUUUCUUGGUGGUUUAUCUUUAUACUUUUUUUUUUUUAAAUCUUUCUUGUGUUGCUUUGUUUCAAGAGUGAUUUUUGCAAAGUGUAUUGCUGAAGUUUAUUUUUUCUUCUCUUAACUCAGUUUAAGAGCCUUUGUCUUUUAACAAGUGAGUUUAACUCAUUCACAAUUAUUGUGAUUACACAUGUUUUGGGGUUUAUUCUUGUUAUCCUAUUUUGUAUUUUAUACUAACCACAUCUUUGAAGUAGUUAUUUUUAUUUUAUUUCCUGUGCCUGUUGAAUGGAUCAAGUUUUCUUAUGUUCAUUUUUGCCCUGUCAGUGGUUUGGGUAUUUACUGAAGUAAUUGCCUUAAAUUUUAUCUGUGGGAACACAAUAGUCAAAAUUGUUAAGUAUUUAUAUCUUAUCUGGCAACCCCACUUGUAGUCCCUGCCCUGUACCCUCUAUUAGCUUCUCCUUUAGUUCUUACUACCACAUCCCAUGUUUAUAUCUGAGAUUUUAAUUCAGAUUAUUUAGUUUAGUUUUAUUAUCAUUACUUGGAUAUUUUUAAUGUUUUUACCGGUCUUAGUGAAGUUUUCUGGCCCCAGAAAUGAAUCUCAGCCUUGUUUUCUACAUGGCAUUUUACUGAUGAGAGUGCAGAGGUUCUUUGCGUUCAAGGUAGGGGUAGAGUUGCUGAGUGACAGAUACAGAUACUGCUCCUAGACUCCUAGUCACUUUUUAUUGAGUGUUAAGUUUCUGUCACAUGUCUUCAUGUAGUUCAUUCACAGUGUUUGCAUACAGGUUAUCUUCUAAUUUCUUGAAUAUAUUAAAGAAGAUUUUCCUGUUGCUUUCUCACAUAAAUAACACCUUGUUUAGGUAUAAAAGUGUUGUUACAAUCUUUUCUUUUAAGACUGUUCAGUUUUUUUAGGAAUAGUGUGGCAAACAAGCCUGCCUUAUAGCAGUAGGGAUCUGUAACACCUUAAGCUUACCUUCACUUGGCCAAAUACCAUUGUGAGUCCAGUACUAAGCAUGAAGAAGCUGAGUUAGAGUUUCUGUGUUCCUGUAAUUUCAUAGUUACGUAUACUUUAUCUUUCUUUGGUUUCAGGGUUAUUUUAGAAUAUUUUAGUGCUUAUUGUCUUUAUGAAAUAAGUAUUUUUGGUAGGUAAGAUUUGCUUAGUACUAAGUGAGGAAACAAAGGAGUAAACAUUAUUGCUACUUUCUGGGAGUGUUAGUUUUUCUGGGAGACACAAUUUUAUACACAAAGUCAUUAUACCUAGAAGUCACUUGGCUCAAAUUGUUAAUAGGCUUGUCAGGGAGCUUCAGGGAAAAUAGAUAAAAUUCCAAGCAACAGAUGGAAUGUUUGUAGUGUUUCGAUGUAAUUCUUUCUGAACUAUAAUUUGCUUGUAUUACUUUAGAAAAAUUGAAGAAUCAUGUUGAAAAAAUAAGAGGCUAAGAUCAUAUAUUAAGAAGUAUUGAUAUUUGUGAUAUAAACUAAAUCCAUUAAUUGUUCAGAGAAGGAAGACAGUAGUGUAGCUAGAUUCUUAUCUGAGGCUCUAGAGCUCAGGGGAUAGGUAGGAGAAAUUGGGGUCACUAUUAGAAACCACACAGAAGACCAGGGCUUUAUCACAGCAUCAUACACAUUAUAGGCAUUUGAUAAAUUUUUUUAAAUUUAGGCCAUAGUAAUAGCUUCUGUUGACUCAGUGAUUACAAUAUGCUGGGCACUGGACUAAGACUGUCCCUACUUUAUAGACAAGAAGAGACACAGAGGUAACCAGCUAGGGAGUGGUGGGGCUGUUUUAAUUCCAGGAGUGGAGCUCUUAACCCUUGAGAAGAGUUUUCUGUGAGUGUCCUCAUAGAUAACAUGACGAUGUUUCACUUACCUGACGGUGGUGUCAAGACGUAUCAAAAUCUCACAGAAACAUUAAACUGGAACGGUAGUAUAAGGUGGUAUUGUGCCAGUCAUUGAAUAAUAGCCACUGGGAGGCCUCGUGUUUGGUGCUUUAUAAACAUUAAUGUCCUUAACCUUAGGGUAGCUCUACAAAGUAUCAGUAUUAUCCCCGUUUUACAGAGGAGACAGCAGGCUCAGUCAGGUUUAUACAACUUGCCCAAAGUCACAAACCUGGUAAAGACAUAGCUGGGACUGAAACCUGGGUCCAUCUGGCACCAAUAUCUCAUAUCAUGCUGCCUUUCUGUAGUUUUAGAAAUUGGGUAUAUCUUCACUGCUGUAAGAUAAUUUACCAGAUUUUAAAAAAUGUGCUGGAUCCAUUUGCUUAUUUCAUCUCUUUUAGGAGUUCAGAAAGUUUGCUAUUUGUAAUUUCUCAUUGUCCAUACAGUGGACAAGUGGCUGUUUCUCAGAGUUGCUUAAGACAGAGUAUCCAAAUUAUUUUUCCAAUAUUGAUUAGUCUUGUUAUAGAUUUCAUUCUGUUAUCUCUGUAUUACUUCCAUAUUCUGAGUUUGUGUUAUUUGAUUUAGACUUUACAUUUUAUCAGCAAAAGAAACCUUGUAAACUUUGCCUUUUGUAAGGAAACUGGCAGAUUGUUUACUACCCUUGUUCUUGUGUUGUCUUCCAAAGAUGAAAAAUAGGGGUCAGACACCUUAAAUAGGGUUAGGAAGUUACCAGGGAAUUGAGUAUUCUUUUAGGACUACCAAAACUUGAUUUACCACCUUUGUUCUGUUAAGUCAUCAUUAGUUCAAUAGUUGGGUAAUCAGUGCUGUGCUUGUUUUCUGAUCAGAGAGUAAUGUAGAAGGAGACUGUCGGCAUGAGCUGUCAUCUUGGCCAAGGAAGGCCAAUGUUCUCCACACCCUUACUGGAUAGUUAGAAGUAAGAUUUGGUAGUUCUCUGUCCUAAGAAAACUUGAGCCCGUGAAUGAGAAUAGCCCUACACAUUUAAACCAUCUGUUCCUUCAGGAUUGUUUUUCUUAGUGCCUUUGCCUUUAGAUGGCUUACUAUGGAGGUACACUUUACUGGCUAAUCUUUUCCACCCCUUUUCUUUUGUUGGGAUUAGUGCCAGAACAGAUAAAGCCCAGUGUAAGCCAGCCUCAGCCUGCCAACUCUAAUAACGGCACUUCCACAACAACCAGCACUAAUAAUAAUGCCAAGCGAGCCACAGCCAACAAUCAGCAGCAGCAACAGCAGCAGCAGCAGCAGCAGCAACAGCAACAGCAACAGCAGCAGCAGCAACAGCAGCAGCAACAGCAGCAACAGCAGCAGCAGCAGCAGCAGCAGCAGCAGCAGCAGCAGCAGCAGCAGCAGCAGCAGCAGCAGCAGGCCUUGCCUCGAUAUCCUCGUGAAGUACCACCACGAUUUCGCCACCAGGAACAUAAACAACUUCUAAAGAGGGGUCAGCAUUUUCCUGUCAUAGCAGCAAACCUGGGAUCUGCUAUUAAAGUGUUAAACAGCCAGUCAGAAAGCAGUGCUUUAACAAAUCAACAGCCACAAAAUAAUGGAGAGGUGCAGAACAGCAAAAACCAGUCAGAUAUAAACCACAGUACUUCAGGAUCCCAUUAUGAAAAUUCCCAGCGUGGACCUGCGUCUUCUACGAGUGACUCUAGCACAAACUGUAAGAAUGCUAUUGUAAACGACUCUUCUGAAAAAGAAGUAUGGCCCUCAAUCCCUGGCAGUGAUCCAGAGUUGGCUUCAGAAUGUAUGGAUGCUGAUUCUGCCUCCAGUUCUGAAUCACAGAGAAACAUCACUAUCAUGGCUUCAGGGAGCACAGGUGGUGAAAAAGAUGGUCUUCGGAAUAGCACUGGACUAGGUUCCCAAAACAAGUUUGUGGUUGGUAGCAACAGCAAUAAUGUGGGCCAUGGAAGUAGUACUGGGCCAUGGGGUUUUUCCCAUGGAGCCAUAAUAAGCACAUGUCAGGUCUCUGUGGAUGCUCCUGAAAGCAAAUCAGAAAGUAGCAACAAUAGAAUGAAUGCUUGGGGCACUGUAAGUUCUUCAUCAAAUGGAGGGUUAAAUCCAAGCACUUUGAAUUCAGCUAGCAACCAUGGUGCCUGGCCGAUAUUAGAAAAUAAUGGACUUGCCCUAAAAGGGCCUGUAGGGAGUGGUAGUGCUGGCAUCAAUAUUCAGUGCAGUACCAUAGGCCAGAUGUCUAACAAUCAGAGUAUUAACUCUAAAGUGGGUGGUUCUUCUACCCAUGGUACCUGGGGAAGCCUUCAGGAAACUUGUGAAUCUGAAGUAAGUGGUACACAGAAGGUUUCAUUCAGUGGUCAACCUCAAAAUAUUACCACUGAAAUGACUGGACCAAAUAACACUACUAACUUUAUGACCUCUAGUUUACCAAACUCCGGUUCAGUACAGAAUAAUGAACUGCCUAGUAAUUCAGGGGCCUGGCGUGUGAGCACAAUGAAUCAUCCUCAGAUACAGGCUCCAUCAGUUAUGAAUGGCACUUCCAUUUCUCACCUUAGCAAUGGAGAGUCAAAAAAUGGAGGCUCUUAUGGUACUACAUGGGGUCCCUAUGGUUCUAAUUACUCUGCAGACAAAGGUUCUGGCCCUAAUGGCCAAGCUAAUGGUGACACUGUGAAUGCAACUCUAAUGCAGCCUGGCAUAAAUGGGCCUAUGGGCACUAACUUUCAAGUUAACACAAAUAAAGGAGGCGGGGUGUGGGAGUCUGGGGCCGCAAGUUCCCAGAGUGCAUCAUGGGGAAGUGGAAAUGGUGCAAAUUCUGGAGGAAGUCGAAGAGGUUGGGGAACCCCUGCACAAAACACUGGCACUAAUAUACCCAGCGUGGAGUGGAACAAACUGCCUAGCAAUCAGCAUUCCAAUGAUAGUGCAAACGGCAAUGGUAAGAAGUUUACAAAUGGAUGGAAAUCUACUGAGGAAGAGGAUCAGGGUUCUACCACAUCCCAGACAAAUGAGCAAAACAGUGUGUGGGCCAAAACAGGAGGUACAGUGGAGAGUGAAGGUAGUACAGAAAGCACUGGACGCCUUGAGGAAAAAGUAACUGGGGAGAGUCAGAGUAGAGAUAGAAGAAAAAUUGAUCAGCACACAUUACUCCAAAGCAUUGUAAACAGAACUGACUUAGAUCCACGUGUCCUAUCCAACUCUGGUUGGGGACAGACUCCUAUUAAGCAGAAUACUGCCUGGGAUACUGAGACAUCACCUAGGGGGGAAAGAAAGACUGACAAUGGGACAGAGGCCUGGGGAAGCUCUGCAACACAGACUUUUAACUCAGGGGCAUGUGUAGAUAAGACUAGCCCUAAUAGUAAUGAUACCUCAUCUGUAUCGGGGUGGGGAGAUCCCAAACCUACUCUGAGGUGGGGAGAUUCCAAAGGCUCAAACUGCCAGGGGGGAUGGGAAGAUGAUUCUGCUGCUACAGGAACGGUCAAGAGCAAUCAGUGGGGGAAUUGCAAAGAAGAGAAGUCCACAUGGAAUGAUUCGCAAAAGAGCAAACAGGGAUGGGGUGAUGGACAAAAAUCAAACCAAGGGUGGUCCGUUUCUGCCACUGACAAUUGGGGAGAGACUUCAAGGAGCAACCAUUGGGGUGAGGCUAAUAAGAAAUCCAGCUCAGGAGGUAGUGACAGUGACAGGUCCGUUUCUGGUUGGAACGAACUUGGUAAAACUAGUUCUUUUACUUGGGGAAAUAACAUAAAUCCAAAUAAUUCAUCAGGAUGGGAUGAAUCUUCUAAAUCUAAUCCUUCCCAGGGAUGGGGAGACCCUCCAAAGUCUAAUCAGUCUCUAGGUUGGGGAGAUUCGUCAAAGCCAGUCAAUUCUCCAGACUGGAACAAGCAACAAGACAUUGUUGGAUCUUGGGGAAUCCCACCAGCUACAGGCAAACCUCCUGGCACAGGCUGGCUCGGGGGACCUAUACCGGCCCCAGCAAAAGAGGAAGAGCCCACAGGCUGGGAGGAGCCAUCCCCAGAAUCCAUACGUCGCAAGAUGGAGAUUGAUGAUGGAACUUCAGCUUGGGGAGAUCCAAGCAAAUACAACUACAAAAAUGUGAACAUGUGGAACAAAAACAUCCCCAAUGGCAGCAGCCGUUCAGACCAGCAAGCACAGGUACAUCAGCUGCUACCAUCUGCAAGUGCCAUCUCAAACAAAGAGGCAAGCAGUGGCUCCGGGCCAAAAUCUAUGCAAGAUGGCUGGUGUGGUGAUGAUAUACCAUUGCCUGGAAAUCGUCCCACUGGCUGGGAAGAAGAAGAAGAUGUAGAGAUUGGAAUGUGGAAUAGUAAUUCAUCUCAAGAGCUCAACUCAUCUUUAAAUUGGCCACCAUAUACAAAGAAAAUGUCAUCGAAGGGUCUGAGUGGCAAAAAAAGGAGAAGGGAAAGGGGAAUGAUGAAAGGUGGAAACAAACAAGAAGAAACAUGGAUAAAUCCAUUUGUUAAACAGUUUUCAAAUAUCAGUUUUUCGAGAGACUCACCAGAAGAAAAUGUACAGAGCAAUAAGAUGGACCUUUCUGGAGGAAUGUUACAGGAUAAACGAAUGGAGAUAGAUAAACAUAACCUAAAUAUUGGUGAUUACAAUCGAGCGGUGGGGAAAGGCCCUGGUUCUCGGCCUCAGAUUUCCAAAGAGUCUUCCAUGGAGCGCAGUCCUUAUUUUGACAAGAAUGGCAAUCCCAGUAUGUUUGGUGUUGGAAACACAGCAGCACAACCCCGGGGCAUGCAGCAGCCUCCAGCACAACCUCUUAGUUCAUCUCAGCCUAAUCUCCGUGCUCAAGUGCCUCCUCCAUUACUCUCCCCUCAGGUUCCAGUUUCAUUGCUGAAGUAUGCACCAAACAACGGUGGCCUGAAUCCGCUCUUUGGCCCUCAACAGGUAGCCAUGCUGAACCAGCUAUCCCAACUAAACCAGCUUUCUCAGAUCUCCCAGUUACAGCGAUUGUUAGCGCAUCAACAGCAAAGGGCGCAGAGUCAGAGAAGCGUGCCUUCUGGUAACCGGCAGCAGCAAGACCAGCAGGGUCGACCUCUUAGUGUGCAGCAGCAAAUAAUGCAACAGUCUCGUCAACUUGAUCCAAACCUGUUGGUGAAGCAACCGACUCCGCCAUCUCAGCAGCAGUCGCUCCAUCAGCCAGCCAUGAAAUCGUUCCUUGAAAAUGUUAUGCCCCACACUACACCUGAGCUGCAAAAAGGGCCAUCACCAAUAAAUGCUUUCAGCAACUUCCCUAUAGGCUUGAACUCAAACUUGAAUGUAAAUAUGGAUAUGAACAGUAUUAAAGAGCCACAGUCAAGACUAAGGAAGUGGACUACAGUGGACAGCAUUUCUGUGAACACAUCUUUGGAUCAAAACUCCAGCAAACAUGGUGCUAUUUCAAGUGGUUUCAGGCUGGAAGAAUCUCCAUUUGUUCCCUAUGACUUUAUGAACAGCAGUACUUCACCAGCCAGUCCUCCGGGUUCAAUAGGAGAUGGCUGGCCACGUGCCAAAUCGCCUAACGGCUCUAGCAGUGUUAAUUGGCCACCAGAAUUUCGCCCUGGUGAACCAUGGAAAGGUUAUCCAAACAUUGACCCCGAAACUGACCCUUACGUCACUCCUGGCAGUGUCAUAAACAAUCUUUCAAUUAAUACUGUGCGGGAAGUUGACCACCUCAGGGACAGGAACAGUGGGUCAUCCUCAUCCUUGAACACCACGCUGCCUUCAACUAGUGCCUGGUCAUCCAUUCGUGCCUCCAACUACAACGUUCCCCUCAGCAGUACAGCACAAAGCACUUCAGCCAGAAAUAGUGAUUCCAAAUUGACAUGGUCUCCUGGUUCAGUUACAAACACCUCUCUGGCUCAUGAACUGUGGAAGGUCCCUCUGCCACCUAAAAACAUCACUGCUCCGUCCCGCCCACCUCCGGGACUGACUGGUCAGAAGCCACCCUUGUCUACAUGGGAUAAUUCUCCCAUUCGUGUAGGUGGAGGAUGGGGAAAUUCUGAUGCCAGAUAUACCCCAGGUUCCAGCUGGGGUGAGAGCAGCUCAGGGAGAAUAACUAAUUGGCUUGUUCUAAAAAACCUCACACCUCAGAUUGAUGGCUCAACUCUGCGUACUCUGUGCAUGCAGCAUGGCCCACUGAUAACAUUCCACCUGAACCUCCCACAUGGAAAUGCUUUGGUCCGUUACAGUUCAAAAGAAGAGGUAGUGAAGGCACAAAAGUCUCUGCACAUGUGUGUAUUGGGGAACACUACUAUUCUUGCUGAGUUUGCCAGUGAAGAGGAGAUCAGUCGUUUCUUUGCACAAAGUCAGUCUCUGACCCCUUCUCCCGGCUGGCAGUCUCUUGGGUCCAGCCAGAGCCGGCUGGGCUCCCUCGACUGUUCCCACUCGUUCUCCAGCCGGACCGAUCUCAAUCAGUGGAAUGGUGCUGGGCUGUCGGGAACUAACUGUGGAGACCUUCAUGGCACUUCACUCUGGGGGACCCCACAUUAUUCCACAAGCCUGUGGGGUCCUCCAAGCAGCAGUGACCCCCGGGGAAUUAGCAGCCCAUCCCCCAUUAAUGCUUUUCUUUCUGUUGACCACCUGGGUGGGGGUGGAGAGUCCAUGUAACAGUGUAGAUGUCGACUCACAAACUGUGACCUCAAGACACGAAAGAAAGGAGCACUAAGUUGGGCUUGCAGCCUGCAGCCAGGGGCCACCUGUGGGAACCGCUAUUCUCUGCACAUUUUCCACUUUGUUUUCCCCAAAACAUAUCAGUUUGAAUACUUGAAUCAUGCAGGCCAAUAUUAUAAUGUGAAAAGGUAUCUAUCUAUUUACACUCCCAAACAGCGCCAUACAUGCUAAACCAUAUAGAAUGAGCUCACUUGUGUGUAUACAUCAUGUUUAGCCUUUGGAAUCUUUUUGUUCUUUUCCCCUCUUCUCUAUCUCCCCCUCCCCCUCCCCCUCCCCCACUUUUUUUUGUUUUGUUUUGCAAAACCAUUUUUUGGGCUGAUAAUGUAUGAGCUUUUAACUUUGCACUGAAUGAUGUUCUCUCCGGCUAAUCGGCAGUAUGGGGGGGGCAGCUGUUCCAGUGUAAAUGUUUACUCAAGGACGUUCUUAAAAGGUGUGCGCUCUCUACUAUGCCUUGAUGUUUGCCUACCUUAUUGUGGUAUUGUGGAGUUUAAAAGAUCAAGUUAUGAUACUGACUUAGGAUUAUUAAUGAAAGUAUUGCACCAGUUCUUUCAUGAUGUAAAACUAAAGAAUUUCGCUCUGCAGUUUGAAAAACUGUGGCCACAGCUGUGACUUGCAGCCCACCUGCCACCCAGGACGGGCCCUGCACUUUGAAUAGGCUUACCAUUUUGUUUUGAAGGUUCCCAUGUUGAACCUUCUUGUUUACAGAUUUUUUUGUUUGUUUUUUGAGAAAAAAAAUGUUUACUCUUUCAUCAUUUAAAAAAAAAUUAAAAGACAAAAAAAAAUGGAGGAUGAUUUAAAAGAUGCUUUCUAUCUCUGGGAAAAAGGCGCAGCAUUUGGCCAUGUUCUUUUGUUUUUUCUAUUCCUGUCCUAAAUCAAAGAGCAUGGUUCUCAGGAAAACCAGUUCCCCAGUUAAUAAAAACAAAACAAAAAAAAAAAAAAAAAAA
Trichechus manatus latirostris (Florida manatee) is the source of this 12609-nucleotide messenger RNA. RefSeq names its product trinucleotide repeat containing adaptor 6A (gene TNRC6A). Lineage: Eukaryota; Metazoa; Chordata; Mammalia; Sirenia; Trichechidae. Gene Ontology annotation, cellular component: P-body; nucleoplasm. Gene Ontology annotation, biological process: miRNA-mediated post-transcriptional gene silencing; positive regulation of nuclear-transcribed mRNA poly(A) tail shortening. The coding region runs from base 6089 to 11602 and encodes 1837 amino acids. The transcript has 19 exons. The record is from RefSeq and is a predicted model, not a curated record. Gene Ontology annotation, molecular function: nucleic acid binding.